AUGGAUCAUGACUCAGGCGAAAGGAAGCUGGAGAGUGCGCCAAAGUUCGACGGGAGCGACUAUUGGACUUGGAGCUUCCGAUUCGAACAAUGGGCAGAGGCGCACGAUCUAUGGGGGUACUUUGAUGGUUCGGAGGAGCGGCCUGCAUCGGGUGACGCACGGCUGAAGUGGGAGAGGAAAAAUCAGAAGGCAUUCGCUCAAUUCUGCAAUGCCUUGGUGCCAGAUGAGCUAAUUCGCUUGGUAUGGGAGUUCGGCGGCAAGACCGAGUUGGGCAGCGCACCUAUUGAUGGCGGAGCAAGAGCGGUCACCCGAGUUCCUGCAGGCACAGCAGCGGCAUACAUACGAGUGAAGGAGUUCUACCUUCAGCGUGAAUUGUGUAACCGGAUGGCACUCACUGAGGAGCUCUCUUCCUUGAAGAUGAAAGAGGGGGAGGGAGUGGCUGCAUACUGGGCGCGUGCCGAGGACUUGAGGUCCAAGUACUUGGCUGCAGGAGGAAAGGAGGAGGUUGAGGAGUGGAUGAUGAGGGUACUCAAAGGACUACCUCCUCACUUUGAGAUGCUGAAGGUGGUACUGAACAACCAAUCAUCAUCGCUCACUAAGGAUCAGCUGCUUACCUCUUUGAGGAGCGAGGAGAUGCAGAUUGGUGUCGCACCAAGAUCGGAUGGUGUAGCCACUUUUGGAGCGGGUACGAAAGUGGGCAGCAGCGGCAGGGGAAACUGGGACAAGGGAGGAAAACAAGGAGGCAGCGGUAGCAGCAGCGGCACCAACUCGGGCAGAUGGGGUCAGGGAAAAGGCAAAGCAGGAGUGCUUGAUUUCCCUUGGGGGUCUAAGGGCAUGGCUCCUAGGGGGUUGUGUCAUGGCUGUUGGGAUGAGGGACAUGCAUGGCAGCGAUGUCCUCACCGACCUAAAGGAGGAAUUCCGGCAUUCUUACAGAGGGGGGGUCGUGGGUCCAACGGCAAGGCACAGGUGGCGGAUGAGGAGGAGCAGGAUGACAAGGCAGAGGUAGCGGUUGGAGAGGCAGUUGCAGCACUAGGAGGGGAGCAGCCGCGAGAGGGGUGGUGGAUUGACAGUGGGGCCAACCACAACUUUACUCCCUUUGCAUCAGACUUCAAGAGUAAACUUGAGCCACCAGAGAUUCGGAGAGUUAGAUUGGGAGAUGGACGGGUGGUGAAAGCUGUUGGCAUGGGUGAGGUGCCAGUGGUUGGUGCUGGAGGUCAGCUGCUGAGGAUUCAAAAGGUCCACCUUGUGCCUGAAAUGCACACGCGUCUGCUGUCAGUCCCACACCUCACCUCUCGAGAUGUCAUUGUCAUAUUCAAGGGCAAGAAAUGUGUUCUUAAACGGGGAGAGAGGGUGUUGGCGAUUGGAGAAAAGGAGAGGGGCAGGGACCAUGGAUUGAGUGUCGCAGAUACACCGCAGCAGAAUGGGGUCGUGGAGAGGUGGCACAGGACGAUGGCAGAGGGGAUUCGCACAUUGUUGGUCGACAGUGGUCUCCCUGCUCGCUUGUGGGGUGAAGCAUUCAUGUGGGUCGUGUGGGUUAAGAACAGGGUCACCCACAGUGCUUUGCCUGCCUCCGUCACACCAAUGGAGGCGUGGUCCGGCCAGAAGCCGCAUGUGGGCAUGGCUCAGAUUUGGGGUUGCAUGGGGAGUGUCAUGCUGCAUGGGCAUGAGAAGGGUGGCAAGCUUGAUGCACGGGCUGUCAUGUGUGUCUGUGUUGGGGUGGACAUAGAGAGCAAGGCUUGGCGCAUGCUGGACCCUUCUCUCAUGCGCAUUCGCAUUGCUCGGGAUGUUGAUUUUCUUGAGAAUGUGAUGUGGAAGGAUUAG
This is a messenger RNA of Closterium sp. Naga37s-1, 1821 nucleotides long. The record is from the annotation of a GenBank genome assembly. Lineage: Eukaryota; Viridiplantae; Streptophyta; Zygnematophyceae; Desmidiales; Closteriaceae.